Messenger RNA from Cajanus cajan (pigeon pea), 2215 nucleotides. Lineage: Eukaryota; Viridiplantae; Streptophyta; Magnoliopsida; Fabales; Fabaceae. The record is from RefSeq and is a predicted model, not a curated record.
AGACGCUACAGCUACAGAGUUUAUUUUUUCUCUCUCUCCUGAAAACGAGAGUGUGAUGAGGUAAUAAUAAUAACAGCUACUAGUUGCAGUGGCAGCCAGCAACCAGCAGCCAGCAGCUAUGGCUACGAAUAGUUUCGCGCUGGAAGGUCCGUCGUCCACGGCGGCGAAGAGAGCGUGUCCGUCGCAAAACCCUAGAACGGAGAAGCCGAAGCAGGUGGAGCAUCUCCUCAGUGCAUUCCUAGGCCUCGCCGACUCCCCUUCUCUCUCCCUCGAUCUCUCCCUCGAGAUGCUUCUGGAAUCGUCGCCCUCCGAUUCCGAUCGGACGGUCCUCAUCGAUCGCGCGCUCAAAAUGGCGUCCACGCUUCUCGAUGCAGCCAAGCACUCUUCUAGGAAGCGUGCUUCGAGGCACAAUUUCCUCGCGUGGCCUCUCCCUCCCGACCUCACCAUCAAGGUUUUCUCUAUGCUUGAUACGCAGAGCCUGUGCUAUGCGUCGGCUACUUGUUCGUUUUUUAACAAAUGUGCUAAAGAUCCUAUGUGCUAUGCAAAUCUUGAUUUGACUACGAUUGUUCCGAAGAUUAACAAUUCAGUAGUUUCCACGAUGAUUCAGCGAGCAGGAAAGGCACUAAGGUCUCUUAAGCUUGGUGUAAUCCCCGGUGCUACUGUUUUACCUGGAUCUCAACCAUUGCUUUGUACCAUCGGCAAUGCAAUUGUAGAGGUAUCUAACUUCUCAUGGAAUGAUAGGAGAUCUAGACAGGGAAGAGAAUCUUCCAUUCUCACAAGAUCCUGUUUAAGCCCUUUAAGUAGGGAUGGUGGUGCUCCAGGGGCCCUUUUGAGAAAGUUGAACUUGUACAAUAUUGAAAGAAUGGACAAUGCGUCACUUGGCGGAGCAUUAUCAGCUUGCCCUUCCUUGCUUGAUCUAGAAAUUGUUGGGCUUCAUGUUGAAUUGAGGCAAACAUUAAUGUCAGUAAGUGCGAACUGCCACUUGAUUGAGCGUUUGUUUUUUGAGUCUUCUAAAACAGGUAGAGAUGACAGUUUGAAAACACAAACAUGUGAGGAGCUAGUGAACAAUUGUCCUCACCUAACUUCUUUAUCUCUUAGAGGCUUUAAGCUACAUGAUUAUAAAGUUCGUGUACUGGUUAAGGGAUUUCAGAAACUUAAAUAUGUUGAUUUUUCUACAUCCUAUUCAAUAACUGGAAGCUUCUUAAGAAACCUUGGAAGCUCCAAUGGUGGGAAUUUUCUGGAGGUUUUAAUUUUAAGGGAUUGCAUGCAUCUGAAAGAGAUGGAAGUUGCUAGGUUUUUGACUGCAAUUGUUGCUGGCGAUUUCAAAUUGCUUGUACAUCUUGAUAUAUCCAAUAGGGAAGGCUUAGCAUCUGACGGUGAUUGGUAUCACAGGUGCUUCAACUCUAGUAUUAUGAUUCCUAUAAAGCAGGUUUUGGAAACAAGACCUGACAUGUGUUUGGUGGCUGAAUAUCCAUCGGAAGGAAGUUACAUGGAGUCAUUUGAUACUGAUAUGAACAGCGAGAUUAGUCUUCCGUCACAAUUGAGCUUUCAUAGUUCAGAUGGAUUGAUUUUUUUAAGUACAUCUGAAAGCAGCUACAAUAGUGAUCAGGGUAGUGGUAAUGAGGAUGAUCAAGAUGCAAGCUAUGUGAUUUUUGAGGAAAGUUCAGAAGAGAUAGACUUCUUGUCCGUCUAGGGGGUGCUCAUUGUACGGCAUUAAUUAAAUAGGUCAAAAAUUUCGUGAACAUGGGGAGCUGCUGAGGAAGGAUAGGUCAGGAUAUUAGACUGGACGGUGGAUUUUCUUUGACUUUCAUUUUGUCCUUGUUUCAUUGAAGUGGAAUUUUCAAUCUGGAGACGAUUGGAGGUUAGUAUCAGUUUUCUUGUCGGCCUUUAUGCAGCCAGGUUGGAUCGGUGCUGCGAGGGACCCUUCCUUCAUUUCCUAUCCUCUCAUUUAGCAAAAGGAAUCUGCACUAAUUCGUCCAUAUAUCUAUGGAUUUAUGUUUCAAAUCAAAUGUGCAAAAGAUUUUCAAUGUAUUUUGUGCCCUGUCUAGCAAGCUAAUACUACGACCACAGCCAACGUUUUCUCUGUUCAUGGGGCGCAAAACUUUUCUGUAAUUGAAUAUUGAACUGUCCUGUAACCGCAUUUAAUUUAAUAUUUGUAACAUUCCAGUACCACUUGCAAAUAUGAGUAAGGAGAAACAAAUUAGUUUAUCAAAUA